AUGUCUGUAAGUUACAAGGACAAGUUGAUAUCAACUACUCUAGGCAAGGAUGGGAAAUGUGAGUUCCCUAUGAGUUUUGAUUACUCGUCUUCGCAAAUAACUCUAAUGCCAGAAAUGUUUUCGUACAAUAAUGAACGGAAAUAUCAAACUCUGAUACCCUUGAUGAAAACGUCACAUUUAAUUGAUGAUGGUUUGAAAGAUAAACUGAAUAAGUGCGCUUUGGAUUUCUUUUCCGGCAAAAAAGCCAACAGAACAAGUGAUAUGACUAUUUCCAAACUCACAGCGAGCAGAGAAGCUUCACCGAGACUGCCGUUAGAUAACGUCAACGUCGUAAAAACGGAGAAUAUUGAAGAUAUCAAGUCUGAAAGGUGUGGUUCAGCCAGGGUGGGCAAAGCAACAAAAGCAGUGAUGAAACUGAAACCUACAAAAGCUAAUACGACGGGACAGAGAACUCGCCAUUUCUGUAAGAUCUGCUCCACUGGGUUUACCACUUCCGGCCAUCUUUCAAGACAUAACAGAAUUCAUACAGGUGAAAAAAAUCACAUUUGCCCGCAUGAAGGUUGUGGACAAAGGUUUAGCAGACAUGACAACUGUAACCAACAUUAUCGUACGCAUGCGAAUAAAAAGAAAAGGAACUGGAAAAGAAGAGAAACCAGCAGUUGA
Molecule: messenger RNA, 663 nt
Organism: Saccharomyces kudriavzevii IFO 1802
Lineage: Eukaryota; Fungi; Ascomycota; Saccharomycetes; Saccharomycetales; Saccharomycetaceae
Gene: NRG2
Product: Nrg2p
Exons: 1
Coding region: 1-663 (220 amino acids)
Biological process (GO): regulation of transcription by RNA polymerase II
Cellular component (GO): PcG protein complex; transcription regulator complex
Molecular function (GO): DNA-binding transcription factor activity, RNA polymerase II-specific; RNA polymerase II cis-regulatory region sequence-specific DNA binding
Source: RefSeq, a predicted model, not a curated record